Messenger RNA from Exophiala spinifera, 657 nucleotides. RefSeq lists its product as uncharacterized. The record is from RefSeq and is a predicted model, not a curated record. The coding region runs from base 1 to 657 and encodes 218 amino acids. Lineage: Eukaryota; Fungi; Ascomycota; Eurotiomycetes; Chaetothyriales; Herpotrichiellaceae. The transcript has a single exon.
AUGUGCUUUUACAAAUUGCAGACCUGUCCUUAUCCUCAUCAAGAUCCACUUGCUGCGCUCACCUUCGACCGCGAGAAAGACCGUGAAUGGGUACCUUGCAACCUCGGCAAGCCAUGGGGCCGUCUGAGUUGCGGCAAGCUUGUCAUUGAACAUCCCAUCGGUCUCGAUACAUCGCCCACGGCCUCCCACGCACACUCAAUCAACCUUGUCGAAGAUAUUCUUCGAUUUCGUUCUGGUAACUCGGUUGAAAAUCAAGUCAACGGUGAAGAAGAGCACACAAAGACGCCUAUCAGAAAGCGACACUCUUCUUCUGACACCAUUGUUCCUAUGGUUUGCGUGGGCGGAGAUGGCACACAUGAGGCAAGAGAAACCUACGAUCAAAGUGCUCUGUGCAAGUGGUGCACCGCCGUCAUGAAGAUAGUGGCUUUGAAGUCGCGAGAGGUCCAGGGGGAAGCACGCCGAGAAGUAGCUCAGUUGGAAGGAAUCAUGGACGGCAAUCCAGCUUUGAGGCAGCUUCAGAGAGACAUUAUGAAUGUGGAAAGAGAGCUCGACGUGCUGAGACAACAAGCUUGGGAGAUGGCGAGGGCUAUCCUGGAGAGUGUAGAGAAGUCUGUUGAUGGCGAGCAUCAAGCACCUGCCAUGAACGAUUCACACUGA